This is a messenger RNA of Owenia fusiformis, 3095 nucleotides long. The record is from the annotation of a GenBank genome assembly. NCBI's taxonomy places the organism in Eukaryota, Metazoa, Annelida, Polychaeta, Sabellida, Oweniidae.
UUUGAAGAUCGUGACGUCACUAGUUAAGAAUAAAAAAGCGAAAGAUCAGAGUUUAUAUGAGGAUCCACCAAUGAUGUGCUAUAUGUGUAGGUGACUAAAGCAAUGAGAUUGUGAUAUACCAGGAGAAAGGAAGUGGAAGUUAUGAGAUAGGUGCUACUUUUAAUGGAGAAAUUUAACGAUACUGUUUCCUGGUACCAAGCCAAGAUCGGAGCGUAUGACAAACAGCUGUGGGAAAAAUCUGUGGAACAGACAGUUCUAAAGGGACUUCAUAAUGUCCGCAAGAAAGCUGCAAAGGCAAAGACCGAGUUGAUUGAUGUGGACCUGGUCAGAGGGUCCACAUUUACCAAAGCUAAGCCAGUUUCCGCAUGGACUGCCGUGACCAGAAGGGGAAUCGUAAGGGUCUUGUUCUUCCCACUUUUCUUCCAAUGGUGGAGAAAGCAGACAUCUCCAAAGUUUUUCUUCUAUCUUCUUGUUCUGUAUAUCCUGCAGUUGUUUUGCCUGGCUCUUUAUGUGCUAGAUUACCCAACAGGGAUCACGGAGAAAGUCAGCAUUGGAGAAGUUAUCUGUCCCAUUAUGGUUAUGUUCAUACUUGGGACUCUACAUUCUCAGAUUGUUGCAACUCAUCUAAGUCAUCUGCCAAGGAGCUCAUGUGCAAAGAAAGCCUCUAAAAGAAAGAAGAAAGCAAGCAGCAGUACAUCUGAGAGAGACAACAUAAGCACAACUGCCAAGCUAUGCAAACCAGUGGAUUCUUGCCCAACUGUUCAUAUCCCUCAGCCCAGCAUAACAAAGCAAAGCAGUGCAACCUUAGACCCUCUUAAUACAUCUAAGUGCCAUAUUGCUCCAGAAAAUAUCAACCGUAGUGAAGUAUUUGAGCAUUCUGGGAACACAGAUAGUGAUAAUGCUCAAAUUAAAGACAACUCUAGUGCAAAAACAGACAAUGUAGAAAAUGCUUCUAGAAUUUUAAAGUUUCCUAAUAUCAGAAGAGAACGUGAAAAAGAAACUUCAAAUUCUGAUGAUUUUGAGAUUUUAAAGUCCAAUGAUUGCAAUGAGCCAAAGGUGCAAUCAAGGCAUAAUACUGAAGAUGAAAGUUCAACUUUUGGGAACAAUGUACCAAUUGAAACAAAUGGAGACAGGCAAAUAAAUAAUAAAUCUAAUCUCAGUGUGCAUAAUGAAAGCGUAAUGAAAACUCAAGUGCAUCAUCCAGUGAAAGAGGACUCAAGUGACAGAGACCAGAGGCUUUCUGAUAAUACUGAGUCUGAGAAGGAGACCCUGGAUGAAGAUGAUCACACGACACUUAGAUUAAAAGAAAGAAAUAAUCAAGAUAAGAUGACGCCAUCUAUCAGGAGACGGAGAUCCAAAGGAAGUUUUUCUACUCCCAAAAGAUCCGAUCGGGUUUCUUUUGAAAACAUUAAAACUACUAAUCCAGGAGCCCAGGUUCGACCAGGGUUCUUAAACCUACGUGCACGAGAAGCCAAGGAGCAUAUAGGGUUAAGUUCUUGUGAAUCAGACACAGAAGGGUUAACACCCUCCACUCCUGGCUUUACAAGGAAUUUGUACAAGAGGGCAGAGAAUGAAUCCAAAAGUCCACAGACCUCAGAGGGAGAAUGGGAGGACAGAAUGGAUACUGAUGUUAACACAUCAGACACGUCUGUCAGUGAAUGUGACUCCAACACAAACAAUGAGACAUCAGAUAAAGAGAACCCGGAUGAAGACCCUUUCUACCAGACAGGAGGUAGCAACACCCUCAUUACAUCAUCUACAGCUGAUAGGGUAAGCUGUGUUAUAUGGGACGACAGGGAGCUUAACAAGGUGGACCUCACUGCCCUAGACAUUGGUUGGAUGAUCAUAGAACGUGUGGAUAAAAUACCAGAGACAGCCGACUAUCUCAUCCUCGGGGUGAUGUUCUCAGUUGCUAUGUGCCUGAUGCCUUCUUUCUACAGAGUCUACUUCGAGGGUGGUAGUAAACUGUCAGAAUUGACAACUUUAGACUGUCUCACAAAUAUCAGCUUGGGUGUAUUGAAAGAAUCUUGGAAGUACCACAUCACUGUGUUUAAUAGUUUUCUGCAAAGACUCAGUUUAGGAAUCAUAUUCUUCUUCCUGUUGUCUGUGGCAGAGAGAACAUUUAAGCAGCGCCUGCUGUAUGCCAAGCAUUUUUGCUACUUGACAUCAUCAAGACGAGCCAAGAAAUAUGAGCUUCCUCACUUUAGACUCAACAAAGUCCGCAACAUUAAAACAUGGUUAUCUCUACGCUCAUACUUGAAGAAAAGAGGUCCUCAACGAUCUGUAGAUUUGAUUGUCUCAGCUUCAUUUCUUAUUGAGGUCAUAUUGAUCUCAUUACUAUGUAUACAGUUGCUGUCAAACAGUGAAUAUUUCCUGACAUCCCUCAUCAACUUGGAGUUAUCCCUUUGGGCCAUGGCACUUGCAAUCUACUUGCUGCGCUUCAUGACACUUGGAACAAAGAUCAACAAGAAAUAUAGAAACUUCUCGGUGCUAAUUACUGAACAGAUCAACCUGUACCUACAUAUGGAACAGAAACCUCAUAAGAAAGAAGAACUGAUGCUUGCCAACAAUGUACUGAAACUUGCAGAAGAUCUGCUCAAGGAACUUGAGAGUCCAUUUAAGAUCUCGGGAUUUUCAGCUAGUCCUAUAUUAUACAACAUUACAAAAAUCACCUUGUUAUCUGCAUUCUCUGCCAUUCUCUCAGAGCUGCUGGGUUUCAAACUUAAACUUUACAAGAUAAAAUUAAAAGUAUAGAUUUCACCAAUGUUUGGUGGUAAAAUGUAUAGGGUUAUAUAAAACAUAAGUGCUCUUACAGUACGUGCUUCUGAUAUGCUUCAUCAGCAGUCUCACUUCUGCUUUCGGGAAUUCAACUGAAGCAGAUAUGAUGAGGAGUUACCCCAAGCAGUGUGGAUCAGGCUCCACCAGCACGAUACAGUGUAGCCCCACAAGAUGAUAAGUUGAAGACCAUUCAGCAGAUUCAGGCCUUAUCUUUAUAAGAUUUCAAACUUUAUAGUAAAAAUGUUAAAACAGGGAAAUACAUUCAUACAGAACCACUUGACUUUAAAGCUAUAGAUGCUAUGGCUAGUUUGCAAUGU